Molecule: messenger RNA, 333 nt
Organism: Postia placenta MAD-698-R-SB12
Lineage: Eukaryota; Fungi; Basidiomycota; Agaricomycetes; Polyporales; Adustoporiaceae
Exons: 4
Coding region: 1-333 (110 amino acids)
Biological process (GO): cristae formation
Cellular component (GO): MICOS complex; mitochondrial crista junction
Source: RefSeq, a predicted model, not a curated record
AUGUCCUUCCUGGUCGGUCCCGUGUCGGGCGCCCUUGCAGCAGGCGGAGUGUACUAUGGAUUCUCAACCUUGAUACAGACUCGAACAGAGCAACACCGGUCUGACCUUCACAAAUUGUCUCAACGAUUGCUUGACGCUCCGUCGAAUAUACCAGCGCCGGCCUCCGCUGCGCAGAGGAUUGUCCGACACCCAUUUGCGUCCUUGUUGAAAAACCAGUGGAACACACAGCUAGAGACAUUGUUCCAGGGUGCCGAAGGAUGGGGACGGCGCGUCUCUGACUGGACCAGAGACAAACUCUAUGGUGGAGGCGCACCAUCGACCAGAGCCAAUUAG